This is a messenger RNA of Zingiber officinale, 1468 nucleotides long. Its product is annotated as methyl-CpG-binding domain protein 4-like protein. The transcript is spliced from 3 exons. Gene Ontology annotation, cellular component: nucleus. The coding region runs from base 99 to 1145 and encodes 348 amino acids. Gene Ontology annotation, biological process: DNA repair. Lineage: Eukaryota; Viridiplantae; Streptophyta; Magnoliopsida; Zingiberales; Zingiberaceae. The record is from RefSeq and is a predicted model, not a curated record. Gene Ontology annotation, molecular function: catalytic activity; DNA binding.
UAGACUCGCUUUGCCGCCUGCCCUAGUCGCGUCAGAGAGCGAAACAAGGAGAAAGACUAAUCCCGAGAUCUUCUCCGCCUUCACCUACAAACCCUCGAAUGCCUUCACCAUGGAUGGAGGUCCAAUCCCGAUCUCGUCAGCCUCUUCUGACGCCGGUACCUCCCCCGCACAACGCCUCUUCCUGGAAAAGGCCAGGGCGAGGACGGAGAAGAGAAAUCUCUUCUAACCCUAGCGGGAAACCCGUGGUGGUCUCCCGCUAUUUCCUUCCGUCGCAUGCCUCUUCUUUGGUCACGGAUGCUAAAUCCACCUCUACCUCUUCCUCGACCGCUACCCCAGAUGGAGGGAAACCCGUGGUGGUCUCUCGCUACUUCCUCCCGUCGCAUGCCUCUUCUUCUUUGGUCACGGAUGCGAAAUCCUCCUCUACCUCUUCCUUGACCGCUACCCCAGAUGGCGGGAAACCCGUGGUGGUUUCCCGCUAUUUCCUCCCGUCGCAUGCCUCCUCUACUUUGGUCACGGAUGCAAAAUCCUCUAUCUCUUCCUCGACAGCUACCCAAGAUGGCGGGAAACCCGUGGUGGUCUCCCGCUACUUCCUCCCGUCGCAUGCCUCCUCCUCUGUUAUCACGGAUGCCAAAGCUUCUGGACCCGAUGGUAAAAAGCCGACGGUAAAGAGGAAGAGGGAUAACCCUAACAUAGAGGCGAAGAAGGUGCCACAUUUCUCUGCAGCUCAGAAGAAGUCUGAGGCAUAUAGAAGAGUUGCAGACAAUAAUACCUGGGAUCCGCCGGCUUCCUGUUACCAUCUACUUCAGGAGCGACACUCCUUCGAUCCAUGGAGGGUCUUGCUUAUCUGUAUGCUAUUGAAUGUUACAACAGGUCGCCAGGUUGCAAGGGUUUUGCCUGGUCUAUUCCUCAUGUGUCCAAAUGCAGAGGCGAUGUCAAAGGUAGAUGAGGAGGAAAUGGAAAAGGUUAUACAUUCUCUAGGUUUACAGAAAAAACGGUCUAAUAUGCUGAAGAGAUUCUCUUGUGAAUAUCUGAGAGACGAUUGGAUUUAUGUGACUCAGCUUCAUGGCAUUGAUAUGCAGCUGAUGCAUAUGCAAUAUUUUGUACCGGAAAGAUGGAGCAGAUUACUCCACGAGAUCAUAAAUUAGUUGCCUAUUGGAAGUUUGUUUGUGGUAAGGAAGAACAUUUUGAAAGUUGAAAGAACAUGCCCACGCCUAUUGGAAGUUUGUUUGUGGUAAGGAAGAACAUUUUGAAAGUUGAAAGAACAUGCCCACGCCUAUUGGAAGUUUGUUUGUGGUAAGGAAGAACAUUUUGAAAGUUGAAAGAACAGACCACAAAACUUCAAUUUUGUAGUUAUUAUGCUUGUAUUUUGGUGUAAGAAAUUUUAUUUUUGAAAGUUGAAUGUAUAAAAUUUGUAUAUUUAUUAUGCUCGUGAGAUAUGAAUUACUUAAUUUUAUGGAUCUGAGUUUAA